Triticum aestivum (bread wheat) is the source of this 1433-nucleotide messenger RNA. RefSeq names its product NAC domain-containing protein 43-like. Bases 90 to 1433 code for a protein of 447 amino acids. Gene Ontology annotation, biological process: regulation of DNA-templated transcription. The record is from RefSeq and is a predicted model, not a curated record. NCBI's taxonomy places the organism in Eukaryota, Viridiplantae, Streptophyta, Magnoliopsida, Poales, Poaceae. Gene Ontology annotation, molecular function: DNA binding. The transcript is spliced from 3 exons.
GAUCGAGCCAGCUUCGCUUCAUCUUCGCCCGUCCUCCCGUCGCCGUCGCCUGAAGUACUACGGCAGCUCAACGCCGGGCGUCGGCCAACAUGAUAGCCAAAGAGGAGAAAGAGCUGGUGCCGCAGCUGCGGUUCCCGGCGGGAUACCACUUCCGGCCAACCGACGAGGAGCUCCUCGACGUCUACCUCCGCGCCAAGAUCGACGGACGGGAGCCGCCGCUGGACGUGUUCAUGGACGUGGACAUCCUCGACUGGGACCCCGCCGAGCUCGUCGAGAAGCGCAAGGCCUACGGGGAGGGCAGAUACUUCUUCACGAAAAGAACUGAGUGUCCGGCGAACAAGAACGGCGAGCCGCGCCGGAAGCUGUACAAGGUGAAGGCGAGCUGGAAGGCCACGGGGUGCCCAGGGAUCAUCUACCGCAGUGCGACGGGCGAGAAAAUCGGGACAAAAAGGAUCCUCACCUACUAUUCCGGCGGCGUCGAGUGUGAUAAGUGGAGCAUGAACGAGUACGUCAUGACAGGCAGGGCAGGGCUGGAUCAGUGGAUCUUGUGCACAAUACAGGAGAAGUUACACUGGGAGGCCAAAAGCAGCAAACACGCAGCAGGCAAGAUGGCAGAAGACACUAGUAGCAAAGGCAAGACAGUGGCAACAGGCGCUAGAAAGGUGCCCAAGACCAAAAGACAGAAGAAGGAGAAGAUGGACCCCUCCCAGCCACAUAAAACUCAGGAACAACUGCAGCAACCACAGCAAAAACAAGAGACCACACCUGACGUAUUCUCCGAACCGCCAACAAUGUUUACAAGUGAUCACCAUGCUUUGCAUGAAGAAGAGAUCAUGGAGCAGGACUUCACAACCAAGAUGAUCCAAGUCGUUGUCCAGCAAGAACACCCAUAUGGAGAUCAGCAUUACCUUGACGCCCCAGCGCCACAAGAGACAACAUACGAAGGACCCGGCGAGCCACCGUUGAAGCCGCACCACCAGCAUGGUUACCAUGCUUGGCUGGAAGAGCAACAACAUCAGGAGCUUGAGGAUCCGUUCUCCGUUCAACAUCAGUUUGACCCAUUCAACACCAUGAUAUUUCAGGGCCACACAGGUCAAGAACCAACACCUGGGUGGUGGCAGCAGCACCAGCCAAGCUACAUAGAUAAUUAUCAUCAGUUUUUCCUGCCAGCCAAUGGCAUGGAGCAUGCCAGCGGGUGUCAGCUUCCGCACCAACAGACUCUUUAUCCGCUUGGAACACCAGGAUCCCAUGGGGACUUCAAACCAACUUCACAACAUGAACUGCAAUUCCCAUUGGACCCCGCAAAACCCAACGAGCAGCAAACAAGUCCCGAUUCUGUGCUCGGCGUGUGUCAACAUUGUCAGCUGACUAGUGCGGAUAAGGUCGCGUGCUCCCUAUGUUGUUGUGGUGGAUUUAAUUCGGAGAUGAAGUAA